CUGACAGGACAAUAGCUAUCUCAGAGAUAUGGAGCUCCUAUUAUUUCUGUGGAAAAAUCAGUGGAGCGAGAGAAAAGAACAGAAUCGUGAAAAUGUUACGUGACAUCGUCUUAGAGGCUUUUACACAGCACAACAAUUCUAAAAUUAACAUAGAAGAAUCAGUGUAACUCCAGCUACAGAAGAGUAUUUUAUUCUGGUUACUAAAUUAACAUGGUGAAAGGAGGAAAAUCAAAAGCCAGCUCCCCUGAAGAUGUGGCCCGCAGGGAUUUUCCACUAGAGGGUUCCCUUUUAAGAUGAAUUUUAAUGUCUAUGACAUUUUAUAAAUAAAUAGAAAAAUCACAGAUGUAAUGGGAGGCCUGAAUUGACCAAAACAAAUUCAGAGGUACAACAAACAGUUAAAGACGACUUAUCAUGUUUUUGUUCUGUCAAUCGAAUCAGGAAGAUUAUCUUGUUUAAUCUGCCUGGUUGUAGCCUGCUACAGUUCAUGCCAAGAGAAUCUAAUCACACCGUGAGGCUGGAAAUCUGCAGAUAUUAACACUUCAAACGUCAUGGUUUGAUGGCUGAUUCGAGCACAAAGCAGAGCGGGGUCGUGGCCAACGCGCGCUCCCUGCGCGCUCCUCUCCUAACGAGCUCAUCACAUCCCGAAAAACAAGAAAGGGAGGGGUUUGCUUCGUAUUGCAGACAGUAAGAAUCAUAUUUAUGAAUGAUUUACUCCUGGGGUUGAGGGCUCGAUGCAAAUGAGCACAAAGGAAGUUGUCAGCAGCAUCGUGCUCUGGCCAAUGGAAGGAAAGCUCCAUCUUAGCUGUGCCAUAGGCUGCACUAAAAAAAGGGACCAGAACGGCGCUCUCUCAGCAUCCUUUCACACAAGAGCUCCCAAAUCUGUGCCAGUGAGCAUACUCAGACAGCUCUUCAAGAAUGGCAACCCUCAACAGCACUCACUGGAAUGAGACUACUACAUCCAUUUCCCAGUAUCUGGGCUUUCAAGUGCAAAAGAUUUACCCUUUCCAUGACAACUGGAACACUGCCUGCUUUGUUAUCCUGAUCAUUUUCAUCUUCACUGUGGUUUCUCUGGUGGUGUUGGCUUUCCUGUAUGAACUGCUGGACUGUUGCUGCUGCGUGAAAAACAAAACUGUGAAAGACUUGGAGAACGCGCCCAAUCCCGUCAGAGCGAUGAUGAACAGCUUCAGGAAGCGUGAAACAGAGGUGGUGUAGGAAGCACCGAGCACCUGCACUUGGAGAACUUGGUUUGACGGCUCAAAUGAAGCCUCUUGUACCUUACAAUGAGCAAGUCAUGUCUUUUUUUCUUUUGGACUUGAAUAUCCAUGCAAUUUCAUCUCUGGAGGUGAGCUGGAAUAAUUGGCAAAGGCUUUCCAAGUGCUUAGCAGAAAGACAAUCUAUUGCAGUGUUAUGGGAAGGAAAACGAUUUUUGUUUUUAGAUGAACUUUUCAUGUUUAUACUGAGUGAUUAGCAUAGAAUUUUGUCUACCUGACAGAACAAAUGUUGCCUAACAUGCAUAAAACUGUGUUGCUUAACUGAAGAAAACACCUAUAAAACAUUCAACAGUCUGAUCACAUUCAGUGCAAAGACAGCAGCGCUGUCCAACUGAGUCAACCACACAGGGACAGGACAGACAGACAAGGGGUAAGAAAAAAGUUGGGAGAGAAGGGUUGAACAGAAGAGACCCUACAGGCAGGAGAGGACUGGGUGGAUUCCAGCCUUUGGCAGCACUUUUUAUUAUGGGUUUCUUGCGUUUAGAAGGGAGGGUGGUGGGAGGAAAACUAAGCCAACAAGAAAUGGGUCUCUAAAAUGGUCUUUUCUGGUCCUCCUAAGGGUGGUUUGACCCUUUCUUCCCCCACUUCUCCAGUUCCAGGGAACUGUUCUCCCCGUACUGGCCAACAAUUUCUGGGUGUUGACACCUGCAUACCCGUUACCUUCAGAAUAUCUGACCCUUUCCAAAAAUCCUGCUGGAAGUGAACAGGGAUAAUUCUCUACCCCAAGGCUGCUGCUUCAGUGGCAACCACAAUACUACAGGGAGUUGGACAUGCUGGAUCUAUCAUCCCUAUCCUAAACUUUCAAAGCCAAACUGGAGCUGGUGGAGUUCUUGCCAAGAAUGCAGGGAGAUGGGCCACAGAUCUCCCACACUGAAGAGGGGGAUGUCACCCAGCACAUGUGCAGCUUUCAGCUGCCAACACAAGGCCACACCAGGAUCAGCCCUGUGCUAGAGAGGGCAGCUUCACUUUGCACAAGAGAAUCUCACUUGACUUCAUCUGCCUGCUGACACAUCCCAGAGUUCACACUCACCCCUUCCUGACCACAGCACCCUCACACCUCUGGCUCACCAGUCCUCUGUAGCUGUGUUGUGUCUGUGAUUUUUAAAACCAUUCAAGUUUUGCAGUUAAAAAUGACAAGUGUAACAACAGUGUCCAAC
Messenger RNA from Prinia subflava (tawny-flanked prinia), 2428 nucleotides. RefSeq names its product small integral membrane protein 18 (gene SMIM18). Bases 916 to 1212 code for a protein of 98 amino acids. NCBI's taxonomy places the organism in Eukaryota, Metazoa, Chordata, Aves, Passeriformes, Cisticolidae. The transcript has 2 exons. The record is from RefSeq and is a predicted model, not a curated record.